Molecule: messenger RNA, 2102 nt
Organism: Rosa chinensis
Lineage: Eukaryota; Viridiplantae; Streptophyta; Magnoliopsida; Rosales; Rosaceae
Product: AP-4 complex subunit epsilon-like
Biological process (GO): intracellular protein transport; receptor-mediated endocytosis
Cellular component (GO): membrane coat; AP-4 adaptor complex
Molecular function (GO): cargo adaptor activity
Source: RefSeq, a predicted model, not a curated record
UCUUAUCACUUAUUCACGCCACUCUCUCUCUCUCUCUCUCUCUCUCUCUCUCUCAUAUUUCAGAUCUGCCCUCAGGGAGACCCCAAACCCCUUCUUCCCUCUUCUCUCUUCACAAUUCACACUCCUUGAUGCCCCAACUUCCCUAAUGGAGCAGCUCAAGACCAUCGGCCGGGAGCUCGCCUCCCAAGGCGGCUUCGGCCAAUCCAAGGAGUUCCUCGACCUCGUCAAGUCCAUCGGCGAAGCUCGAUCCAAGGCCGAAGAGGAGCGCAUCGUCCUCCACGAGAUCGAAACCCUAAAACGACGCCUCUCCGAGCCUGACAUCCCCAAGCGCAAGAUGAAGGAGUACAUCAUCCGCCUCGUCUACGUCGAAAUGCUCGGCCACGACGCGUCGUUCGCUUACAUCCACGCCGUGAAGAUGACGCACGACGACAAUCUCGUCCUCAAGCGCACCGGCUACCUCGCCGUCUCGCUCUUCCUCAACGACGAUCACGACCCCAUCAUUCUCAUCGUCAACACCAUCCAGAAGGACCUGAAGUCUGACAAUUACCUCGUCGUGUGCACUGCCCUCAAUGCCGUCUGCAAGCUCAUCAACGACGAGACCGUGCCCGCCGUUUUGCCCCAGGUCGUGGAGCUCCUAGGGCACCAGAAGGAGGCGGUGAGGAAGAAGGCGAUCAUGGUUCUUCAUCGGUUUUAUCAGAAGUCGCCAUCGUCGGUUUCGCAUCUGGUGUCCAAUUUCCGGAAGCGGCUCUGUGAUAACGAUCCUGGAGUCAUGGGAGCCACGCUGUGCCCGUUGUUCGAUCUCAUUACCAUCGAUGUGAAUACGUAUAAGGAUUUGGUGGUUAGCUUUGUGAGCAUUCUGAAGCAAGUUGCAGAGCGUAGGUUGCCCAAGACCUAUGACUACCAUCAGCUUCCAGCGCCCUUUAUUCAGAUUAGGUUGUUGAAGAUUUUGGCAUUGUUGGGGAGCGGGGAUAAGCAAUCGAGUGAGAAGAUGUAUAUGGUAGUUGGCGACAUAUUUAAGAAGUGCGAUUCCACGAGUAAUAUAGGAAAUGCAGUUCUUUAUGAGUGUAUUUGUUGCGUUUCUGCAAUACAUCCUAAUCCAAAAUUGUUAGAACAGGCUGCUCAAGUCAUCUCAAGAUUUUUGAAGAGUGACAGUCAUAAUUUGAAAUAUAUGGGCAUUGAUGCUCUUGGUCGACUGAUAAAGAUCAGUCCGGAGAUAGCUGAGCAACACCAGUUGGCUGUCAUUGAUUGCUUAGAGGACCCGGAUGACACUUUGAAGCGAAAAACAUUUGAACUGUUAUACAAGAUGACAAAGUCCUCCAAUGUGGAGGUGAUUGUUGACCGUAUGAUUGAUUACAUGAUAAGCCUUAAUGAUAACCAUUACAAAACAUAUAUAGCAUCUCGAUGUGUGGAGCUUGCUGAGCAAUUUGCUCCGAGCAAUCAAUGGUUUAUCCAGACCAUGAAUAAAGUCUUCGAACAUGCGGGAGAUUUGGUGAAUGUUAAGGUGGCACAUAACUUGAUGAAAUUGAUCGCCGAGGGAUUUGGAGAGGAUGAUGAUACUGCAGAUAGUCAGUUGAGAUCAUCUGCGGUGGAGUCAUAUUUGCGCAUCAUUGGAGAGCCAAAGCUUCCGUCUGUAUUUCUUCAGGUCAUUUGUUGGGUUUUGGGGGAAUAUGGAACUGCUGAUGGAAAGUAUUCUGCUUCGUAUAUCACUGGGAAGUUAUGUGAUGUGGCAGAGGCAUAUUCAAAUGAUGAAACUGUCAAGGUACUGUGCACUGGUGACGGGACAGUAGUGGACGGAGCUGGGUGUGCGGAACAAGUUCGGUUUGUUUGUUGCAGCCCGGUGCAUUAUGCAAUGGUGUUGUAAUUUAUCCUGUAAGUUAGGAUGAACAUGGUUGAAGCUGAGAGGUUUCUUGCUGUUGCAGUUGUAGGUAUAGAACUUAAUAUAUUGUUUAUUUCUCACUUGUUAGACUUCCACUAUGUAGUGAGCAUUAUGGGUGUGUUUACUUACUAAAUUGUUGUUUCAACUUAAUUUCUAAACUUGGUGCAAUGUAAUAUGUGACUCUAAAGAAUGAGUCUAUAUUGAUAUUGUGGGUUCAAAGCACCAU